Messenger RNA from Grammomys surdaster, 1540 nucleotides. RefSeq names its product H-2 class I histocompatibility antigen, L-D alpha chain-like. Lineage: Eukaryota; Metazoa; Chordata; Mammalia; Rodentia; Muridae. The record is from RefSeq and is a predicted model, not a curated record. Gene Ontology annotation, cellular component: external side of plasma membrane. The transcript is spliced from 6 exons. Gene Ontology annotation, biological process: positive regulation of T cell mediated cytotoxicity; immune response; antigen processing and presentation of endogenous peptide antigen via MHC class Ib. The coding region runs from base 114 to 1118 and encodes 334 amino acids. Gene Ontology annotation, molecular function: signaling receptor binding; peptide antigen binding.
GCGAGUUCUCAGCCCCAUUGGGUGGGGCAAUCCUAUGGAAUCAACCAGCAUCUCAGCGGGCACUGGUUAUAAAGUCCACGCAGCCCGCGGGACUCAGACUUCCCAGAUCCCAGAUGGAGGCGAUGGCUCCACACACGCUGCUCCUGCUGCUGGUGGUCGCCCUGGCCAGGACCCAGACCCGCACUGGCUCACACUCGCUGUGGUAUUUCCACACUGCCGUGUCCCGAUCCGGCCUCGGGAAGCCCCGGUUCAUCUCUGUCGGCUACGUGGACGACACGCAGUUCGUGCACUUCGACAGCGAUGCUGAGAAUCCAAGAUACGAGCCGCUUGCGCCAUGGGUAAAGAAGGAGAAGCCAGAGUAUUGGGAGUGGCAGACAUGGAGAGCCAAGAAUGCAGAGCAGUGGUUCCGAGUGUGCCUGAGGAACAUUCUCCGCUAUUACAACCAGAGUGAGGGCGGCUCUCACACCAUCCAGUGGAUGCAAGGCUGUGAGGUGAGGUCGGAUGGGAGCUUCCUCCGCGGAUACACACAGUAUGCUUACGAGGGCCGAGAUUACAUCGCGCUGAACGAAGACCUGAAAACGUGGACGGCGGCAGACAUGGCGGCACAGAUCACCCGACACAAGUGGGAGCAGGCUGGUGAGGCAGAGAUACAGAGGGCCUACCUGGAGGGCGAGUGCGUGGAGUGGCUUCGCAGAUUGUUGGCGUGCGGGAAGGAGACACUGCUGCGUACAGAUCCCCCAAAGGCACAUGUGAACCAUCACCCCAGAUCUGAAGGUGAUGUCACCCUGAGGUGCUGGGCCCUGGACUUCUACCCUGCUGACAUCACCCUGACCUGGCAGUUGAAUGGGGAGGAGCUGACUCAGGACAUGGAGCUUGUGCAGACCAGGCCUUCUGGGGAUGGAACCUUCCAGAAGUGGGCAUCUGUGGUGGUGCCUUCAGGGAAUGAGCAGAAUUACACAUGCCAUGUGCAACAUGAGGGGCUGUCUCAGCCUCUCACCCUGAGAUGGGAGUCUCUUCCAUCCACUGACUCUAACAUAGCAAUCAUUGUUGUUUUGGUUGUCCUUGGAGCUGUGGCCAUCAUUUUAGCCGUGGUGGUUUUUAUGAUGAAGAGGAGAUGAAACACAGCAUGAAGACAGCUGCCUGGAGUGGACUGAGUAACAGAAGAUGCAUUCAGGUUUCUCCUGUGAUGUCCAGAGCCCUCAGAUUUAUUUAGACUACAGUGUCUAAUGUUCCCUGUGAGCCUGUGGGCUCAACAUGAAGAACUGUGAAGCCAAGUCUGCCCUUGCACACCAGGGUCCUGUUCCUGCACUGCCUGUGUUCCCUUCCACAGCCAACCAUCCUUAUCUAGGGGCAUCUGCAUCCUGUCAGCUCCAUGCUGCCCUGAGCUGCAGCUCCUCACUUCCACAUUGAGAGUAAGAAUCUGAGUGUGAACUGGAUUGUUCACAUCCUUGACCUGAGGGUUGAUUGACAAGUAAAUAAGGGAUUGAAAAUACUUAGAUUUUGUGGAGGAAAUAAAUGACAGAUGGUGAAUCUUCCAGAA